AUGCCCAGCCCCAAAAUCACCCUCUACCGCACCAACGGCGCCUGCUCCCUCGUCCCGCACAGCAUCCUCGCCCACUUCGCCAUCCCCUUUAAUGCAGUCGAGAUGGAGCCCACGCCAGACGGCACCGACGGCAUCGGGGGCCGCUACCGAGCCGCCGACGGCUCGCUGACCCAUGAAGAGUACCGCCGCAUCAACCCGACGGGCUACGUCCCGUGUCUCGUCGUCACCGACAACAUCACAGAGAUGCCCGACGGCGGCGUUGACAAAACAGUCAUCACAGAGAUGCCCGCCGCACUGACCUACAUCGCCUCCCUCGUCCCAGACCAGAAUCUCUUCGGCAGGACGGCGGUGCAGCGGGCCAAGGCGUACGAGUGGGUGUGCUGGCUGUCGGGGACGCUGCAUAGCUUGGGUUACGCUGGUGUACUGCGGCCUGAGAGGUUUGUACAUGGGAAGGAGGCGAAGACUGAAGUUGUGAAGAAAGGACAGGAGGUUAUUGAUGGUUGUUAUGCGAGGAUUGAUGAGAGAUUGGCGGGGAGGGAGUUCGCUGUUGGUGACGUGUUGACUGUUGUGGACUUCAACCUAUACAUCUUCUACCGAUGGGGAUGUAAAGCUGGGACUGAGAUGGGCCGAUUAUACUCCAAUUAUGAGAGGAUCGCUCGGAUGGUGGAGGGUCUUGAUGGAGUGGCAAAGGUCGUUCAUGUUGAGAAGCAGCAGUUGGUCUUCCAAAAUUGA
Colletotrichum chrysophilum is the source of this 732-nucleotide messenger RNA. RefSeq lists its product as uncharacterized. The record is from RefSeq and is a predicted model, not a curated record. Lineage: Eukaryota; Fungi; Ascomycota; Sordariomycetes; Glomerellales; Glomerellaceae. The transcript has a single exon. Bases 1 to 732 code for a protein of 243 amino acids.